Molecule: messenger RNA, 1516 nt
Organism: Punica granatum (pomegranate)
Lineage: Eukaryota; Viridiplantae; Streptophyta; Magnoliopsida; Myrtales; Lythraceae
Source: RefSeq, a predicted model, not a curated record
UUUCAUUUUAUUUCAUCAUCUCCAGAGGGCAUUUUCCUCCGAAACGAUCCAAUCUCCAGAUCUAGGGUUUCUCAAUCCCUAAUUCUCAAUUCCGCUCGGAUUUGUCCGAUUCAUCGGUUGAAACCACCAUCGUCGAGCCUCCCGGGCCAGGGAUCCCCCCUCCGCCGCUUCAGCCGAUUGCAGUUGUAAGGUCGGUUCUGACAUUGAAGCUCGAGGUGGAACUCUCAAAAUGCCUGUGAAAACAGCCCAAUUGUCGUUUCGAGAUCGGACGCAGGAGUUCCAGGGCAUAGCGGAGAGGCUUAAGAAGUCGUUCUCGUCCGGAUCAGGGCCUAAUGGGCCGAGCAGCAGCAGCAGCAGCAGCUCGAAGUCGGAGGAGCAGAGGUCGGCUGUCGCGAUGCAGUCCGAGUUCAACCGGAGGGCUUCGAAGAUCGGUUUCGGGAUACAUCAGACAUCGCAGAAGCUUUCGAAGCUAGCAAAGUUGGCGAAGCGGACCUCAGUAUUUGAUGAUCCCACAAUGGAAAUUCAGGAGCUUACUGCUGUUAUUAAGCAGGAUAUCACUGCUCUGAAUUCUGCGGUGGUUGAUCUUCAGCUUUUGUGCAACUCUCGGAAUGAGGGCAGUAUCUCUAGUGACACUACAAGUCAUUCAACCACUGUUGUGGAUGACCUAAAGAAUCGCUUGAUGAGCGCCACAAAAGAGUUCAAAGACGUUCUAACCAUGCGAACAGAGAAUUUGAAAGUUCACGAGAAUAGAAGGCAAUUAUUCUCUUCCACUGCAACGAAGGAAUCCACAAAUCCUUUCGUUCGUCAACGUCCUCUAGCUGCAAAGUCAACUGGUAGUUCCUCAGCAGCGCCCCCUCCUCCAUGGGCUAAUGGGUCAUCUUCAUCAUCCCAGUUAUUUCCAAGAAAGCCAGGUGAUGGGGAGAGUCAGCCCUUGCUACAGCAACAACAGCAGCAACAGCAGCAACAGCAGAUGGUUCCGUUGCAAGAUAGCUAUAUGCAGAGUAGAGCUGAAGCACUUCAAAAUGUAGAGUCCACUAUUCAUGAGCUGGGCAGCAUCUUUAACCAGCUUGCGACCCUAGUUUCUCAACAAGGAGAGAUUGCCAUCAGGAUCGAUGAGAACAUGGAUGACACGCUAACUAAUGUCGAGGGCGCACAGGGGGCUCUGCUGAAGUACCUAAACAGCAUAUCUUCGAAUAGGUGGCUGAUGAUCAAGAUAUUCUUUGUAUUGAUUUUCUUUCUUAUGGUCUUCCUAUUUUUUGUGGCAUAGAUUGAUCACGACUUAGAACUCAACAAGAGAAAAAGUGAUGACUCUGUGUUCACUAGUGAGGAGCCCGAGGUUUGUCCCUCAGUCCCUAUAUAUCGAAUAUAUUGUGCAUGUGCUCACAAAGAAUCAAUGUUGUUUCCCUUUUCUAUCUUUUCUUUCCUUCCUUUUCUCUUUUUGCUGUAUUUGUACGUGUUGAUGCAUAUAACUGGGCAACCCGUGGAAAUGGCGAAAUGGUAAAAUUUUUGUGCUGUA